This is a messenger RNA of Sinocyclocheilus anshuiensis, 1267 nucleotides long. Its product is annotated as vacuolar protein sorting-associated protein 13B-like. The record is from RefSeq and is a predicted model, not a curated record. Lineage: Eukaryota; Metazoa; Chordata; Actinopteri; Cypriniformes; Cyprinidae. The coding region runs from base 491 to 1267 and encodes 258 amino acids. The transcript is spliced from 6 exons.
GUGUGUGUGUGUGUGUGUUUGCAACAUCCGCCUGGCAGCAGGAGAAGCGAGUGAUCCUGUCUCUGAUCAUCACGGAUUUCUCUGUGCGGAUCACAGCAGCUCCAGCUGUAAUUUACCGGAAGCCUCUGUCAGCGGAUCACGGCCCAGCCGAGGAAGUGGUGGUGUGCGACCACAGUCUGGAGAUUAACGUGACGUCCAGCCUGGAGCUGUUUCUGAGCACAGACCAGGCCAACAUGAUGCUAACGAGCGCAGACGACACCGCAGCGGACAGUUGAAGGUGGACAUCAGUCGGCCGGUGAGAGUCAGUCCCACUCUGGUUAAGAUUGAACAGGCGAAGGUCUUCUAGAAGAGACUCUUUCCUGAGAGGGAGCCCAGAACACCUGCAGGCUCCACCCACUGCUGCAGCGAAGCCCCGCCCACAGCCGACCUGCUGCUGCACUCUCUGCAGUCGCCCGUUCCCUUCCACAAGAUCUCGCUGCGCACGGUGCAGAUGGUGGUCGGUCUGGAGAUGGAGGCGCAUGCGGCGCGGCCCAGUCUGACGCUGUCUGUGUCGGCCAUGACGGGUGCUCUGACGCUGAAGAACGCCGCCAAACCCGCAGAUGGUUUUAAGGAGGUCUGUCUGUCGGUUCAGUGUGAGGACGUGUUGGUGCAGAUGGGUCUGAAGGACAGAAGUGCAGUGUUUGUGGGUCCGUUCUCCUGCAGUGCAGAUCUGGAGGCUCAUUGGUGCAGACACAGCGGAAGCUCCGCCCCCGACUCACCUGGACCCCCGAGAGUGUUGAUUGACAUGAAUGGAGGCCUGCUGCAGGUGUUUUGGGGGCAGCAGCAGUUUAACUGUUUGUCUGAGAUUCAAGAGCAGCUGCAGAACUACUGGAAUCAGAUGAGCAGAACAGAGGCGGAGUCUAACGAGAAGCCCCUCCUCUCUACACCGCCACCCACCCCUCACCCCGCCCAAUCAGAACACUCCUCUGAUGACCUGCGCACAGGCAUCUUCCAGUACAUACAGGACUCAGCAUGUCAGAAGCUGCCGUCGCCUCAUGAGGUGGUGUUUUGGAGGGAGAUGGACGAGUCUCCAGGUGUGAUGCUGUGGCGGUAUCCUCAACCGCGUGUGAUCACGUUCCUCAGGAUCACACCUGUUCCUUUCAACACCACUGACGACCCGGACAUCAGUACAGCCGAUGUCGGGGACGCGCUGCAGGUGAGCGCUGCAUUAGUGCUGCAGGUGAGUGAUGCAUUGGUGCUGCAGGUGAACGCUGCAUUAGCGUCGUAG